Aphidius gifuensis is the source of this 1950-nucleotide messenger RNA. RefSeq names its product toll-like receptor 6. Gene Ontology annotation, molecular function: protein binding. The coding region runs from base 1 to 1950 and encodes 649 amino acids. The record is from RefSeq and is a predicted model, not a curated record. The transcript is spliced from 3 exons. Lineage: Eukaryota; Metazoa; Arthropoda; Insecta; Hymenoptera; Braconidae.
AUGGGUGUUAAAAAUCCACUGAUAAUGCAAGCUAAUUUAGUAGCUGGUAUAUUUAUGCUUAUCGCAGCAUGUAGUCUUGUGGUUUCUGGCUCAAGUGAAAUAAAUUCGUCAACAACUAUGACUAUUCCACCAAAUAUACAGAAUAAACCGUCAAAUGAUAAUGGUACUGUUGGUCCAUUGAGUUUAAUCCAAACUCAGAUUGAGCUAAAAAUUCAUACAGCUAUAUCAGUUAUAUUAGACAAAUAUUUUAUUGACGAAUUUAAUAAUAAACUAUUGCAACUGAAUGAUACACUGGAACAAGUCAAUCAAGAGAAAUCACUUGCUGAGUAUUCAGAAAUAACUAAAAAGUAUAUUAAAAGUUUAGAAAGUUUAGUAACUUGUGGAAAUCGUGUUCUAUCAUUGAUCGAUCAUCAGGUAAACUUGGAAAAAAAUUUAACAAUACUUGAAUUGGAAAUAGAAGAUAUUAGAAAAAAUAAUACGAAAAUUGAAAUGAAAAAUGUUACUGAUAAUAAAUUGCAAUCAAUGAUAUGCUCCACAAAUCAACAACACUCAAAUAUAUCACUAGAAUCAUUAGAAAAGAAAAGUGAUGAAAAUAACAAAACGAUUGAGGAGUCAAUUAUUGCUUUGCAGGAAGAACGAACAGAAAAAUUAAAAGCAAUAGAAAAUGAAUAUCAAUUAAACUUGACAAAUAAACAGCAAGAAAUGUUGAAAGGAAUAAUUUUCGAAAUGAGUCAGAGAGAUCUUUAUGGAUCAACUGAUUUAUUAAAUACAUUGAUAUCUAUUAUGGGAUUCAAUGAAGACAAUGUACCAGAUAAUUUAUUGAAAAAGAGACGACAAUUAUUCAAGAGAAGAUAUAAUGAAAAUCAGACAGUUGUAGUUGAUUAUUUAAGGAGAGUAUUUGAUGAUAUUGCUUCAACAUCUAACAGCCAAUUUUCUAAUAAAUAUUUUUGUAACAAAAAAAUGUCUUAUUAUGAUUCGACUAUUUGUGCAUUUCUCGGGGAAUAUUGGUAUGAAAUUGAUCUUAGCCACAGAAAUUUGGCUGUUCUUCCAAAAGAUAUAUUUACUGGCUUUGAAAAUCUUAGAUAUCUUCAUUUGUCGUACAACCGACUAUAUUAUCUUCAUUCAGGUAUUUUUGAUAAUUUAUCAAAUCUUCGUACACUCAAUAUUGACAACAACAAUCUAACGGCAUUACCAACAAAUAUAUUUACCGGCUUGAUAAAUCUUGAAAAGAUUUUUUUGUCGUACAACCAACUGGAUUAUCUUGAGUCAGGUACUUUUAAUAAUUUAUCAAAUCUUGAGAAACUUGAAAUGGACGUCAACAAUCUAACAGCAUUAUCGAGCGAUAUUUUCAAUGGUCUUGAAAAACUCAGAUGGUUAAAUCUAUCACAGAAUAAACUAAAAUCCCUUCAACCAGGUAUCUUCAAUAAUUUAUCAAAUCUUCAGUUGCUUAAAAUUGGGUACAAUAAUCUAACAGCAUUAUCGAGCAAUAUAUUCAAUGGUCUUGAACAACUUAACAAUUUAGACUUAUCAUCGAAUCAACUAAAUUACCUUCAACCAGGUGCCUUCAAUAAUUUAUCAAAUCUUAAGUGGCUUAAAAUUGAGUACAAUAAUCUAAUAGCAUUAUCGAGCAAUAUAUUCAAUGGUCUUGAACAACUCAUCAUAUUAGACUUAUCAUCGAAUCAACUAAAUUUCCUUCAACCAGGUACUUUUAAUAAUUUACCAAAUCUUCGGAGUCUUUAUAUUGACAGUAACAAUCUAACAGCAUUAUCAGGCGAUAUUUUCAAUGGUCUUGAAAAACUGGAAACAUUAUUCCUAUCAUUGAAUAAACUAAAUUACCUUCAACCAGGCACCUUUAAUAAUUUAUCAAAUCUCCAGUGGCUUGAUAUUGACUACAACAAUCUAGAGUCAUUAUCGAGAAAUAUAAAAGACAGAUCAAAUACAUUUUCUUAA